AUGCUUCUCUCCUCCACUCUUGUCGCCUUGGGCGCCACUCUGACCGCGGCCCUGACUCCCCUUGAGGUCCAAGGCAAUGCCUUCGUGAACCCCAAGACCGGCAACAAGUUCCAGAUCGUAGGUGUCGACUACCAAAUCAAUGGUGCCGCUGGUUACGACCCUGCACACGGCCAUGACCCUCUGUCCGAAGCGGACGUCUGCCUCCGCGAUGCUGCCAUCAUGCAGGCUCUUGGCGUAAACGCUAUCCGCGUGUACAACCUCGAUCCCAACCUGAACCACGACGAGUGCGCCUCCAUCUUCAACGCCGCGGGCAUGUACAUGCUCAUCGAUGUCAACUCGCCCCUCCCUGGCGAGGCCAUUACCGCUUGGCAGCCGUGGACCAGCUACUACAUGGAGUACCUCAACCGUACCUUUGCUAUGGUCGAGGCUUUCAAGAGCUACCCGAACACCCUUCUCUUCUUCUCGGCCAACGAGGUAAUCAACAACGAAGCUACAGUCGUCGAUGUCCCUCCCUACCUGCGUGCCGUUACGCGCGACCUGAAGAACUACAUUGCCAAUCACGCCGACCGCAAGAUUCCCGUCGGAUACUCUGCUGCCGAUGUCCGCGAGUACCUAUGGGAUACCUGGAACUACAUGCAGUGCACGCAUGACGAGGACAAGGACGAUAUGAGCCGCGCUGAUCUUUUUGGCCUCAAUUCCUACUCCUGGUGUGGCGAGUCUGACUUUGAGAAGUCGUCCUAUGACGACCUCGUCGAUGGUCUCAAGGAUACUUCUGUCCCCGUCUUCCUCUCCGAGUACGGCUGCAAUAAAGUCACUCCCCGUCCCUUCACUGAGGUUGGCACCAUCUACGGUGACCAGAUGACUGGCGUCUUCUCUGGUGGUCUCGUUUACGAAUUCAGCCAGGAGACUCACAAGUUUGGCCUUGCUCAGGUUUUCAAGAACAACUCAGUUCACCUUCUCGAGGAUUACCACCUGCUGGCCGAGCAGUAUGCGAAGCUCGACUUUAAUACUUUGGAGGGCACUAAGCCUUCCAAGAACUCCCCCAAACCUCCCAAGUGCGACGCCUCCCUCAUCAAGACGAAGGAAUUCAACGCCAACUUCACGCUGCCUGUUGUUCCUCCUGGCGCUCAGGAACUCAUCGACAAUGGCAUCGAGAACAAGCCCUCUGGCAAACUCGUCAAGAUCUCUAACUGGGAGGUUGACUCGGACUUCAAGAUCUGGGAUGCCAACUGGAACCUUCUCACCCUCUCCGUCAAGCCCCUUGCUGACGAUGAGUCAAACAAGCCCGGCAACAACGAGGCUUCGACCGCAAGUGUGAGUGCUGGUCCCACGUCCUCUUCUGCGUCCUCGCCCGCAUCCACUUCCAAUGGCGGCACUGCCAACGCCGACGAGAGCGCCGGCAUUUCUGUCCGUCCCGCCGUUGCCUUUGCAAUUGCGGCGCCUAUUGCUCUCCUUUUGCUGUAA
Verticillium nonalfalfae is the source of this 1464-nucleotide messenger RNA. RefSeq lists its product as uncharacterized. The record is from RefSeq and is a predicted model, not a curated record. Bases 1 to 1464 code for a protein of 487 amino acids. Gene Ontology annotation, cellular component: cytoplasm; fungal-type cell wall. NCBI's taxonomy places the organism in Eukaryota, Fungi, Ascomycota, Sordariomycetes, Glomerellales, Plectosphaerellaceae. The transcript has 2 exons. Gene Ontology annotation, molecular function: 1,3-beta-glucanosyltransferase activity. Gene Ontology annotation, biological process: fungal-type cell wall (1->3)-beta-D-glucan biosynthetic process.